CUUAUCCACCAAACCCAACACCAAACUACAUUCUCCACCCUAAACUUUCAUAUUGAAUAGAUAGGGAGAGCAAAAAGCUUCUAGAACUUUCUGCAGCUCCCCCAAUCUUUAUCACAAAUACCCCGGGGCUCUUUCUCUUACUGUCCAUUCAAUACCAUUUUCUCCUAUCCAAUGGCUUGCUCUGCUUCUUCAACAGCACUUGUUUCUUCCAACCCAAAAGCAGCUUCCAUUUCUCCCAAAUCCUCCUACAAUUCCCCCAUUUCUCAAUGCCUCUCUCUUCCUUCCUCUUUCAACGGGCUCCGUAAUUGCAAGCCUUUUGUUUCUCGUGUACCCCGUUCCCUCUCUUCUCGUGUCGCUCAAUCCCAACGCCGCCGUUUCACUGUCCGUGCAUCUAGUGAACUUCCACUUGUUGGAAAUCAAGCGCCAGACUUUGAGGCUGAAGCUGUUUUUGAUCAAGAAUUCAUCAAGGUUAAACUAUCUGAGUACAUUGGGAAGAAAUACGUGAUUCUCUUUUUCUACCCACUAGACUUUACAUUUGUUUGUCCAACAGAAAUCACUGCUUUCAGUGACCGUUAUGAAGAAUUUGAAAAGUUGAACACAGAAAUAUUGGGUGUUUCCGUAGACAGUGUGUUCUCCCACCUUGCCUGGGUCCAAACUGAAAGAAAGUCUGGUGGGCUAGGUGAUUUGAACUAUCCAUUAAUUUCUGACGUGACCAAGUCAAUUUCGAAAUCAUACAAUGUAUUGAUCCCCGAUCAGGGAAUUGCAUUGAGAGGACUUUUCAUCAUCGACAAGGAAGGAGUUAUUCAGCAUUCAACCAUUAACAAUCUUGGAAUUGGUCGGAGUGUUGAUGAAACAUUGAGAACUCUUCAGGCAUUGCAAUACGUUCAGGAUAACCCGGAUGAAGUGUGCCCAGCUGGAUGGAAGCCUGGGGAGAAGUCCAUGAAGCCUGACCCCAAGGGUAGCAAAGAAUACUUUGCAUCCAUAUGAGGUGAUGACUGCAUUUGCUUUACCUAAUUUGUUGUUUAGGGAGGAUGGAGGCAGUACUUUUCUGUUACAUUUUUCUAAUGUACCGGCUGAGUUUGGUCAUUUUUGAGAAUAUAUACUUGUACACUCUUAUAUUCUGCCUUUGAAAGCCAUUACUUAAAACAA
Molecule: messenger RNA, 1149 nt
Organism: Nicotiana attenuata
Lineage: Eukaryota; Viridiplantae; Streptophyta; Magnoliopsida; Solanales; Solanaceae
Product: 2-Cys peroxiredoxin BAS1, chloroplastic
Exons: 7
Coding region: 172-987 (271 amino acids)
Biological process (GO): response to oxidative stress; hydrogen peroxide catabolic process; cellular response to stress
Molecular function (GO): thioredoxin peroxidase activity
Source: RefSeq, a predicted model, not a curated record